Molecule: messenger RNA, 1142 nt
Organism: Schistosoma curassoni
Lineage: Eukaryota; Metazoa; Platyhelminthes; Trematoda; Strigeidida; Schistosomatidae
Source: the annotation of a GenBank genome assembly
CUUGGUAUUGGCGGGUUAAUCGAUGAGUAAUCCGAAACGUCGAAGAUCCAAUGUAGAAUUUUUGGAUCUAAAAAACAUUAUUGAAUCUCCACCUAUGGAUCUCGAUGCUGAUCAGAAUAUCAGAAAGUCAAAAAGACUUCGUCGUGAUUCUGUAUGUCUAUCAAAGUCAGAAAGUAAAGAGCCUUCAAAACCAUCCAGAGCACCUCGAAGAAAGUCAUUGAGAUGCCCAUUAAAGCAAUUAAAUUCGCAUGAUAGUACAUCCACUAAUCCUACUCAACUAACUGUUCAAAUGAAAAAUGACCUACCACACAUGGAUGUUAGUUCUAUCAAUACUAUUUCAUUUGGUAAUCUGUCAAUUUCAUCACCAAACAAGUCAGAAAAUACUAAAUUAUCUCGUCCAAGUUCUUCAUUUAUUCCUGCAUUUGUUUCAGAUUUUUACCUCUCUAAAAGAUAUAUUCCCCCUAAGCACAGAGGGUUAGCCACAGUAGUUGAAGAUUCUGUUAAACGGAGUCAGCGACGUCCUAGAUCGUACAAAAAGACCGAACUUUCUCCAAUAAGACGACAAAUAUUUACAGGCCAAACUCUUGAGGAAGCUUGUGCCCCUACAGCUGCCGGUAUUGCUCCGCUAGACCCAGAACUUGUGUUGUCAGCUACACGUAAGCGUGUUAUCAGGCGUCAAAGGCUUGCGAAAAAGUUAGGGUUUCGUGGCAUUAGUAUAUCCAAGCAGACUGAAGAGAACUUUGCUAAAUUUCUUUCACAAUCAAAUUUGAAUUCUUCUCACAGUAGCUCAGCAUCUAUCUGAGAUUAAAUGCAAUUGUCCUUCAUAUUAAUCUCGUACUGCUUAUUGAUACCUACGUCUUUCAAUUAAAUAUCAAAAUUCAGACCCUCCUUGUUUUAUGAAAAUCUUUUAUUUAUAUGACAGAUAUUUCCACCAGUGUUCACAUAAAAUCUUGCAUACAUGGUUUGCAAAAGCAUCGUAAGAACUUCAUAUUCCAUCCCUUUUAUCUUGCAUAUGGUAUCGUGUCGUGUAUACUUUUUGAUUAAGUAUGAAACCUGUUCAGAUUUUUUACAACUUACGUUUACAAAACGAAUUUGACUUUUAACUCCCUUUAGAUUUUGUUACAGCCCAAAAUGUGGGGGAU